This is a messenger RNA of Panthera uncia (snow leopard), 1421 nucleotides long. It is a transcript of the gene MRGBP, whose product is annotated as MRG domain binding protein. Lineage: Eukaryota; Metazoa; Chordata; Mammalia; Carnivora; Felidae. Gene Ontology annotation, cellular component: nucleus; NuA4 histone acetyltransferase complex. Gene Ontology annotation, biological process: regulation of transcription by RNA polymerase II. The transcript is spliced from 5 exons. The record is from RefSeq and is a predicted model, not a curated record. The coding region runs from base 22 to 630 and encodes 202 amino acids.
UCGUCGCUGGGCGGCCGGGCCAUGGGGGAGGCUGAGGUGGGCGGCGGCGGCGCGCCGGGCGACAAGGGGCCGGGGGAGGCGGCCACCAGCCCGGCCGAGGAGACGGUGGUGUGGAGCCCCGAGGUGGAGGUGUGCCUCUUCCACGCCAUGCUGGGCCACAAGCCCGUCGGUGUCAAUCGGCACUUCCACAUGAUCUGUAUCCGGGACAAGUUCAGCCAGAACAUUGGUCGGCAGGUCCCAUCCAAGGUCAUCUGGGACCACCUGAGCACCAUGUAUGACAUGCAGGCACUGCACGAAUCUGAGAUUCUUCCAUUCCCAAAUCCAGAGAGGAACUUCGUCCUUCCGGAAGAAAUCAUUCACGAAGUCCGAGAAGGAAAAGUGGUCAUUGAAGAAGAGAUGAAGGAGGAAAUGAAGGAAGAUGUGGACCCCCACAACGGGGCGGACGAUGUUUUUUCGUCUUCAGGAAGCUUGGGCAAAGCAACGGAAAAGGCCAGCAAAGACAAGAACCCCUCGGACUUGGGCUCCAAGGAGGGGGUGGACAAGCGGAAGCGCAGCCGCGUCACCGACAAAGUCCUGACGGCAAACAGCAACCCCUCCAGCCCCAGCGCCGCCAAGCGGCGCCGAACGUAGACGCCGCUCGGCCCGGGCACAGGGCAGGGGGACAGCGGCCACCGGGCCCGACGCGCCGCCCCCCCCCGCCCCCCCAGCCCGCCGCCCCUGUGGCUCCCACAGGGCCCGACCGCGACCGCCUCCCGCGGGGGCGUGUCCUCCCGCUCCCCGUCCUCCCGUGACGCCGGGUCAGCUCCAGCCGUGCUAGUUCGCCGGCCGGGCUGCGGUCCAGGCCCCGCGGAGCAGGGCGAGGGGCACGGACAAGGAGACCUGGACCAGCGAGCAGGAAGUCCGUUCUUGCUGUGUCCUUGGGGAGCGCUGGUCUUGCCGGGCAGCUCAGUGCUGCCCGUUUGUCCGUCUGUCCAUCUGUUGGCCGUUCUUCCUAACCGGCUGCCCCGUCGGGAGAGAGACUCAGGCCAGCCCGUGGCGGACCGUCGCCCCACCUGAGAAACUGAGAACUGGACGUUUUGCCUCAUUCGCUUGUACUGUAACGAUGUAUAUAAUUUGGCGGUAUUUCACUAUUUAAUUUUUAAGAAGCCUAUUUUACUAGUGUUUUAUAUGAAAACAACACUGCAGAAGUGAAACCUGUGUUGUAUUUUUCCCGAGAUGUUUCGUGCUAAGGUCAUGACUGCUGAGACACUUUUCGCUCAGUUUUUAUAUGCCAGAAACAGAGGAUUUGUAGCGGCUAUUUUUGUAUCCUCCGGUAACUUGCAAACAGACCAAAUGAGUGAGUGGAGGGAAGGGGCGCCGGGGCCCAGGGUUGCCUGAAAUACUUUCGUUUGAGUGCGGAAUAUUAAAGCACAAAAGCAGCA